Molecule: messenger RNA, 366 nt
Organism: Volvox carteri f. nagariensis
Lineage: Eukaryota; Viridiplantae; Chlorophyta; Chlorophyceae; Chlamydomonadales; Volvocaceae
Exons: 4
Coding region: 1-366 (121 amino acids)
Source: RefSeq, a predicted model, not a curated record
AUGGCAAACGAUGCUUUCCGAGAUACCAAGAUACUAACUUACAAGGGGGUUACCAAAGGUCUACCGGGGGUUGAAGCUCCUUCCACAGUGUCUUUGGACCAGGGUGCCACACGCUUCUUUGCUGCACUGCGUACUGUGGCAGUGCCGGAUGCUGGCAAUCUGCUCACUGUGGGCAGUGGCGACGUGUCUUUCCUACUUCACAACCCAAACUACCAGCUGUAUGUUCGGAAGUGCUAUCCGGACCUCUUCUAUGCCCUCUACGAGUCGACAAGCAAGAAGCAUGUCGGCUACCAGUGUGUACAGUUAGGACCCAAUGCACAUGGUGACUGCAUCAUCAUCAUUGUAUGCACCAUUGUGUGUUCUUGA